This is a messenger RNA of Metarhizium album ARSEF 1941, 678 nucleotides long. RefSeq names its product Sec62/63 complex, subunit Sec66. Gene Ontology annotation, biological process: post-translational protein targeting to membrane, translocation. The record is from RefSeq and is a predicted model, not a curated record. Lineage: Eukaryota; Fungi; Ascomycota; Sordariomycetes; Hypocreales; Clavicipitaceae. Gene Ontology annotation, cellular component: Sec62/Sec63 complex. The coding region runs from base 1 to 678 and encodes 225 amino acids. The transcript is spliced from 3 exons.
AUGUUCGAUAUCGAUUGGGUAGGCCUCGCCCUUCCCGUUGCCUACCUGCUGGUUCUCGCAGGCGCCCUCAUGACCUUUUCGACUAGUUACCGCAAGAGAAAGGCCGCCGAAAGCGCCAACCUGGCUCCGUGGUUCCGACCUAAUCUCCAGCGCAACGUGUACCUCUCGCUCCUGCACAUGGAACCCGAAGACGGCAGUCAGAAAACCCCCCGCGUUCCCGACAGCGUGCUAAAAGCCGCCCUUCUACGGCGCGCUGUCGAGGACAUCGGUCGUUUGAUCCAGAUAAAGUCAGCGAAGCAGGCAUGUAGCUCUCUGCUUCUGCGCGGCAGCGUGGGCGAUGAUUUGUGGCAGAGAUUCCAGCGUGCCGAGAAGGAGAUGGAGGAGGAGUUGCGAGACGUCGUCACCGAGGCUAAUGCCGUGGCGCCGAACUGGGGCUCAACUAUCUUCCAAUCCGCCCACGAAAUCGCCGCCAACAGCCGCCUCCGCGCCUCCCUAGACGAAAUCGAAGCCCAAAGGGACGCCGAAAAGGCGUGGUGGGAGAAGCGCCGCAGCCAGAUCCAGUCCGAAUUCAUGAAAGAGCUGGACGAGUCGGAGAAGAGCUCGGUCAGGGAAGGAGCCAGCGAAGAUGAUGCCGUUCUUGUGGACACACCUUCCAAGGGGAAGAAGGGCAAGAAAUAA